GAAAUUGCUGCUGCUCGUCAGCUUCCGAAGUGUCUUCUUAGUUGGCUUGAAGCACGACGCAAGCUUCUUCCUGACGAACGAAGAAAGUAUUUACCAACAAAAGCUAACCUUGAUUGUUCAUGGUUGGAGCUAAUAAAGCAUCUAAAGUCGAUUGUGACCUCCCUUGAAAAGAGGGCCAGAGCUAAGCGGAAGGUUGCCUCAUCCUCAAAUAUUAGUCAAUCCUCCAAGGAACGUCAUUUCAGUAAACACAUUACAUCUGCUUCUGUGGGUGAGCCUAACAAGGCUGUGGACGAGCUCACCGAGGCUGUGGACUUUCCUCCUGAACUCAAGAUAACUCACCUGGUUGGUGACAAUUGUGAGUUAGUUUCCUCAAUAAUUUCAUACCCAACUUGA
Messenger RNA from Protopolystoma xenopodis, 393 nucleotides. The record is from the annotation of a GenBank genome assembly. NCBI's taxonomy places the organism in Eukaryota, Metazoa, Platyhelminthes, Monogenea, Polystomatidea, Polystomatidae.